CGGACGUCAACGGAAUGCACCUACCCCACCAGCUGCGGCUCAAAAUAACUCGUAUGUUCCUCCGGGACGCAACGUACCGGACCUAUUGAAGCCGCUAGGUGUUCUGUACAACGAGGAGAUGUUUUGGCGAGACCACUACGACUGGUUGAAGGAAAAGGGCUACGAACUGAGGUCUAGAUUCUCUCCUAACUGGGUGCCGUCAUGGUGGGGCACGAACGAAUAUUGGAAAAGCAAAGAGGACGCCCAGAUGUCACCGCGGACGUAUCUCGCUGAUGCGACUCGCUUGUCUGACGGUGCCCACGUUGUCAUCAAGUUGAUUUAUCAGCCGGAUCAUCCGCACGAAGUAUCGAUGUCCCGUCUCAUCGGCAUGGGUCCUACGGCGUGCGAUUAUUGCGUUCCUGUCUACGAUGUGCUUCAUGUACCAGAGGAGGAGGACAGUUAUCUCUUGGUUAUGCCUAUCCUACGCGAUUUCGACGAUCCUCCUUUUGAUACGGUUGGCGAAGCUCUGGAGUGUAUCCGUCAGAUAUUCAGGGGUCUCCUUUCCAUGCACGAAAAACAUAUAGCGCAUCGGGACUGCCACGGACGCAAUAUUAUGCUUGACCCUCGACCAAUGUAUCCGGAUUCGUUCAAUUUCGCGAAUCCUCAGAGGCGCAGGGACUAUUCGGCCCCGUUGGAGCAUCUUUAUACCCGUACUCAGCGCCCCACGCGAUACUAUCUCAUAGACUUCGGCAACGCAAAACUCUAUGACCCGUCGAUGGGACCACCUCUGGAUGUCCCUUUCCAGGGUGGGGACAAGACUCUUCCAGAGUUCAAUGAUUACGUUGGUCCCUCCAACCCAUUCGCUGCCGACGUAUAUUACAUUGGCAAUUGGGUUAGGCAAAGUUUCAUGGAUAGGUACCGCGGCUUUGGCUUCCUGAAGCCGCUCGUAGAUCGCAUGGUUCGCCGUAGACCAGACGACAGGCCGUCUAUCCACCAGGCCGUGGCUCACUUGGACGAUAUCCUCAGCGAAAUCCCCACUCGACGUUUGCGGUCACGCGUCAUCCUCAAGUGGGAAGUCCCUCUCUUUGCUCUCGGGACGAUCUACCAUCAUUGGCGACGACGAAUCACUUUCAUGCGUCUCCAUGUUCCAGCCCUUCCGCGGGUAGAGGAAAGUCAUGCGUCAAACAAACCGUCGUCCAUUACACCGGAGGCUAUACCCCUCCCUCCUAGCCCGCCAGCUUCACAAUCCUCCCGACCAACUUCGCCAUCUUGAUCUUUUGAUGCCGCUUCUCCAUGCUCCAAUGCGUCUUGUUUGCUAUGAUGU
Punctularia strigosozonata HHB-11173 SS5 is the source of this 1303-nucleotide messenger RNA. RefSeq lists its product as uncharacterized. NCBI's taxonomy places the organism in Eukaryota, Fungi, Basidiomycota, Agaricomycetes, Corticiales, Punctulariaceae. Gene Ontology annotation, biological process: protein phosphorylation. Gene Ontology annotation, molecular function: protein kinase activity; ATP binding. The record is from RefSeq and is a predicted model, not a curated record. Bases 119 to 1252 code for a protein of 377 amino acids. The transcript has 5 exons.